AAAAAAAAAAAGCAAUAGGCAAUCGCACGUUUUGUUUCGAUUCUGGGAAGUGCAAAGCGCCAUAGCCAAAAUCUGGUUUCAGUGAGGGCAACAAUGAUGCAGAGAUGGUUGAUAAAGCUUCGUUCUUUCGCCGUUCAGUCACGCCAAGCUCUACCACCUCCAUCUUCUCGCCGAUUCCUCCACCACUUGCCACCGCAACCCCUUCACUCUGCUUCCACUAACCGCUCUUCUCGUCCUCCCUUCUAUUUCUCUUCGUGGUCUCUGCACGCAGUUCGUCCUUCCCCAUUUUCUCCCUCUUUGAUUCAAGUGCGGAAUGUAACUUCAAGGGAACGGAAGCUGAGAAGAAAGCCAAUGACUCCAGUUACUUCCAAGAUUAAGAAAAUCAAAAUGAAAUCUUAUUCGUCUUACAAGUCCAGGUUCAGAACAAUGAAUGAUGGAAAAAUCAGGCGCUGGAAGGAGGGAAAACGUCACAAUGCUCAUUUGAAGUCAAAGAAAUCAAAACGUAGAUUGAGACAACCUGCUAUUGUCCCAGCGGCUUAUGCCAAAGUAAUGAAGAAACUCAAUUUUUGUGGUUAGAACAUUGUAGGUUGCUGCCAGUUAACAGCAUGAAAGAGGAACAGGUCAGGUUUUGCUUUUUAACUCUGAUCACUGGUCCACUUUCACAUUUUAUAAUCUGUAGAAUGAGCAAAUUACAGAGCAAUUUCUAUUUUAUCUCUUUAUUUGGAACAGUAGAGUUUAUAAUCUUUCGAAGUUAUGCCUAUUCAAAGUGGCAUGUUUUAGUGGACAAAGUGUACGAUAUUGUUAACAUGCAGUGGCUGAUUGAUCCUUUGU
Molecule: messenger RNA, 831 nt
Organism: Gastrolobium bilobum
Lineage: Eukaryota; Viridiplantae; Streptophyta; Magnoliopsida; Fabales; Fabaceae
Exons: 4
Coding region: 94-576 (160 amino acids)
Biological process (GO): translation
Cellular component (GO): ribosome
Molecular function (GO): structural constituent of ribosome
Source: RefSeq, a predicted model, not a curated record